AUGGCCGAAAUACCCACCCAGCCACCUUCCCGUUCACUAAAAGAUAAAGUCGCCAUUGUCACAGGCGCGGGCUGCUUUGGAGAUGGCAUCGGCAAUGGCAGGGCGAUAUCAAUCAUGUUGGCCAACGAAGGCUGUAAUGUGAUAUGCCUUGACGUGGAUCUGGAAUGGGCAACAAAGACGGCUGACAUGGCCAAUCAAAGCUCAGCUACCAGUAAGGCGAUACCAGCACAAGGAAAUGUCACAAAUGAAAAUGAUUGUGAGAAGUCCGUCAACCUUGCAAUGAAGGAGUUUGGUCGUGUGGAUAUUCUUGUCAACAAUGUCGGCAUAGCAGGCGCCUUGGGGACUGCUGUUGAUGUGGAUAUGGCCAAAUGGACCAUGGGACUUGAGGUAAAUGUUUCAAGCAUGGUUUUGAUGGCGAAGUAUGCUAUACCCGCAAUGGCUAAGAACGAUGGCGAAAUCAAGGGGUCUAUUGUCAAUAUGGGGAGUGUAGCCGGGCUGAAGGGCGGUACACCUCACCUCUUGUAUCCAACCGCAAAAGGGGCCGUGGUAAACAUGACCAGAGCAAUGGCCGCUCAUCACGCCAAAGACGGUAUCAGAGUGAACUGCGUGUGUCCAGGAAUGCUAUAUACACCAAUGAUGUAUGCUAAGGGCAUGUCAGAAGAGUCAAGGGAAGCGAGGAAGGCGAGGAGUCUACUCGGGACUGAGGGUACAGCUUGGGAUGCUGCCUGCGCUGUUGUCUUUCUGGCAAGUAACCAUGCAAGAUGGAUUACGGGAGCUAUUUUGCCAGUAGACGCUGGGACAACCGCUGCAGUCGGAACGAACUUGCCUGCUGGUGCAAGCGUGAAUGGUUGA
Messenger RNA from Fusarium pseudograminearum CS3096, 852 nucleotides. RefSeq lists its product as uncharacterized. Gene Ontology annotation, molecular function: oxidoreductase activity. Lineage: Eukaryota; Fungi; Ascomycota; Sordariomycetes; Hypocreales; Nectriaceae. The record is from RefSeq and is a predicted model, not a curated record. The transcript is spliced from 2 exons. The coding region runs from base 1 to 852 and encodes 283 amino acids.